UUAAACUUCCGCUCUAUGUGGACGAAAUGAAAACUUGAUAUUUAAUUGAUUUUUUUACCAUAACAAAUGUCCGGGUGAAGGCAUUUUCUCCUUAAUUACAUAAGGACGACUGAAACAUGACAGAAGAAGACAAAAACACGCUCCCCGGUGGUGAACAAGAAGAAUUUGAGAGGCACUCACCUCAACCUGCAGGUAUUUCUGUAUUAAAAUAUGUUACAUCUGAGUUGACGAGAGGCUAUCUACUGGAACGUGAUGAGUCCAAGUAUACAGAACGUAGAGAAAGAGUCUACACAUUCAUGAAAACUCCAAGAGAACUGGAAAAGUUUUGCAUGUAUGGGUUCUUCCAAUGCCUGGACGCAUUCCUCUUCAUCUUCACAUUCCUGCCUCUGAGAAUCCUCAUGGCCUUGCUACGUCUCUUCACACACCCUUGUGGUAUCUUCACAGCAGGAUCAAAGCGCUACCUGGAGUCAGCACAUAUCUGUGAUCUCUUGAAGGGCAUCAUUCUCCUUGUGUGCAUCUUCGUCAUCAACUACAUCGACACAUCCAUGAUGUAUCACCUUGUGCGAGGGCAGUCCGUUAUCAAACUCUAUGUGUUCUACAAUAUGUUGGAUGUCUGUGACCGACUGUUCUCGGGAUUUGGUCAGGAUAUUCUUGAUGCUUUGUUUUGGACAGCCACAGAGCCCCGGGGAAAGAAGCGAGAACAUGUGGGAGUGGUGCCUCAUCUCCUCCUCGCUAUUGUCUAUGUCUUGAUGCACACCAUGUUGAUCCUGUCCCAGGCCACGGUCCUCAAUGUUGCCUUCAACUCCCACAACAAGGCGCUGCUCACCAUCAUGAUGUCAAACAAUUUUGUGGAGAUCAAGGGCAGCCUAUUCAAGCGUGUGGACAAGAACAACCUGUUCCAGAUCUCCUGCAGCGAUGUGAAGGAGAGGUUCCAUUACUGUAUACUGCUGGGGAUCGUCUUCAUCAGAAACAUGGCUGAAUUUGCCUGGAAUCCUGAUCACCUGGUGGUAAUUCUGCCAGACGUUGUCCUUGUCCUCCUGGCUGAGUUUGUUGUGGACUGGGUCAAGCACGCAUUCAUCACCAAGUUCAAUGAGAUCUCCUCUGAUGCUUACAAAGAGUUUACAAUCAAUUUGGUGCAGGAUAUGGUGACCAGCAGACAGAAACAUGCUUUCACAGACCAUUCGGACCAAGUCUCACGUCGUAUGGGUUUCACACCCCUCCCACUGGCCUGCCUCCUGUACAAGAUCUGCUCAAAGUCUCUGAGGAUGACUGGAGCAUUUGGCAUACUGACGCUCGUCAUCUUCUACUUCUGUUUGUUGACAUUAAAAGUCUUCACAAGCAUAGUGCUGCUGGGACAUGGAUCAAGGUUGUUAUCUCAGCAGAAAACAAAAUUAAAGAAACCAGGAAAGUCACAAGAAGUAGAUUCUCAGAAAAUCCCUAAUAAGGAGAGACAGUACAAUAAGGGUUCGAGAGUAGCCCCACGCCAGACAGUUCACCUUCACCAGAACCUGACAUAGUUACCUCCCCUGCUGCCACCACUGUGGCUAAUGAUAUGUUUUCAUCCUCAGAAUCUGUAGACUGUGUCAAGCCAUCUGAUUUGCCAGAACCAAAUGAUGGCUUAUAUACUGAUUGUAACAAUGAAUCUGAUUGGACAUUAUCGUCUCCUAAUAAUCAUGUGACAUUGAGACAGUGUAGUAGUGACAGUUCAUUGUUUGUUAAAAAUAGAGAUUUGGGAAGUUCGGAUGAAAAAGAGGAAGAAAUUGUUAUUGAUGAAGAAAAAGAUGAUGAUAAUGUAGAAGUGUUAGCAGAGGCUGAGGAAGAGAUCCAAAGUGAUAAUCACGAGGCUGUGUUUGAUGAUAAAACAUCUCCCAAUGAACCAGAGUCUGAUGUUGCUGUUGAGAGGAACGGUGACGCUGAAUGUCAUGUGGACAAAGAUGACAUGUCGUCACCUGUAGAUUACAACGAGGAGGAAAAGAAGAAUCAAUAAUCAUGGUCAUCGGGGCACAGGCAUUAGCACUUGUUGUUUUAUAUGGAAAAUAUUGUUUGAACAUUUCAAAGGAUUUGUGAGCCUUGCUCCUAUGACUCUCAGUACAGCUGGUUUCUUAAAUAUUCUUGAAGUAUAUUCAGAACUGAUGCCAAAAGCAUAAAUUAGACUUAUACUGUUUGAUUUGUUUAUGUAUGUUUAACGGUACAUGUUUGUGAAAGCGCUGUUUGAGUUACAUGUCUGUUUGUAUUUGAUGUUACCAUAGUAAUAGAGAUUUUGAAUGUUACCAUAGUAAUCAGAAAAGUUCCACAUCAAACAUUUUCAAAAGACGAUGAUUAAGUAUUGAAAUAUCCUUGCCAUAUAAUUUGCCAGAAUGUUUUUGUUUUUUAAUAAGAGGCGAAAAAGAUGAAUAUUGUCUACAAUACACACAAUCAUCAUGAUAUAGGGUCCAGAGCUAUCUCAGGUGGGACCGACUUAUUUUCAACAUCUAUUUUUGACAUGACAGUCAUUACUAAAUAUUUAUACUCAUCAUCUUAUCAUUUGUGUCAUUACCAUUAAGAGCGGGUCACGUGGAUAUAAUGAUGGCGACUAUCAGCAUGAUCAGAUAUUCAUUACUCAUGAAUAUGAGGCCACGUCAAUUUUAUUUCUUGUUUUACUGGAUCCGCCUGUCAUAUUUUUUCAGGAAUAAGAAAAA
Molecule: messenger RNA, 2678 nt
Organism: Haliotis rubra (blacklip abalone)
Lineage: Eukaryota; Metazoa; Mollusca; Gastropoda; Lepetellida; Haliotidae
Product: transmembrane anterior posterior transformation protein 1 homolog
Exons: 11
Coding region: 117-1517 (466 amino acids)
Biological process (GO): positive regulation of cilium assembly; maintenance of protein localization in endoplasmic reticulum
Cellular component (GO): ciliary basal body; endoplasmic reticulum membrane
Source: RefSeq, a predicted model, not a curated record